UAAAAAAAUAUAUAUAUAGAUUCUAAAAGGAAAAAAUAAAAUCGUUAUGACGUCACAUGACUUAUAAAUUCAACAUGGCUACCAGUGAUGCCGAUGACUCUCUCUACCCUAUUGCCGUUUUAAUUGAUGAAUUAAGAAAUGAAGAUGUACAGUUACGACUAAACAGCAUCAAAAAGCUUGGAACUAUCGCUUUGGCUCUAGGAGUUGAGAGAACACGCACAGAACUAAUACCUUUUCUAACAGAUACUAUUUAUGAUGAAGACGAGGUGUUGUUGGCCCUUGCUGAACAGCUUGGGAGCUUUACACCUCUUGUAGGUGGUCCAGAGCAUGUUCAUUGUUUACUGCCCCCUCUAGAAAGUCUUGCAACAGUUGAAGAAACUGUGGUGAGAGAUAAGGCUGUUGAUUCUUUGAGAAUUAUUGCUGAUCAGCACAGUCAGAGUGAUCUUGAGAACUACUUUGUACCCUUGGUCAAACGGCUUGCUGGUGGUGAUUGGUUUACAUCUCGAACUUCAGCAUGUGGAUUGUUUUCUGUUUGUUACAAGCGAGUUUCUACCAAUGUGAAAGCAGAGUUGCGACAGAAUUUCCGCAGCUUGUGUGCUGAUGAUACCCCAAUGGUUCGCCGCGCAGCAGCAGGAAAACUUGGGGAGUUUGCUAAAGUAGUUGAAUCUGAUUACCUUAAGUCUGACCUCAUUCAGCUUUUCAAUAUGCUCGCUCAAGAUGAACAAGACUCUGUCAGACUGUUAGCUGUUGAGGCAAGUGUGAGCAUAGCAUCAUUGCUCCCAUCAGAAGAUACGGAGCAGUUGGUCAUGCCUACACUACGCCAGGCAGCAGAAGACAAGUCAUGGAGAGUUAGGUACAUGGUAGCUGAUAAGUUCACAGAGCUUCAGUCAGCUGUGGGUCCAGAAAUCACUAAAAAUGACCUUGUACCUGCUUUCCAAAGUUUGUUGAAGGAUUGUGAGGCAGAAGUCAGAGCUGCAUCAGCACACAAAGUGAAAGAUUUUUGUCAGGCUCUGUCCCCUGAUGUACGUGAACAGAUUAUCAUGAACAACAUGCUACCCUGUGUGAAAGACCUUGUUGCAGAUGCCAAUCAGCAUGUCAAGUCUGCCUUGGCCUCAGUCAUCAUGGGUCUGUCUCCAAUACUAGGCAAAGAAAAUACAAUAGAACAUCUUUUACCACUAUUUCUGACACAGUUAAAAGAUGAAUGCCCCGAGGUUAGGUUGAAUAUCAUCUCCAAUCUAGAUUGUGUGAAUGAAGUGAUUGGCAUUAAACAAUUAUCUCAGUCCCUGCUACCUGCUAUUGUUGAGUUGGCUGAAGACACAAAAUGGAGAGUUCGUCUUGCCAUCAUAGAAUACAUGCCUCUUCUGGCUGGCCAGUUAGGAGUAGAGUUCUUUGAUGAGAAGUUGAACUCCUUGUGUAUGACAUGGCUUGUGGAUCACGUUUAUGCUAUUCGCGAGGCAGCCACUCUAAACUUGAAAAAACUAGUGGAAAAGUUUGGUAAAGAUUGGGCUCAGCAGACAGUCAUACCAAAGGUGUUACAGAUGUCAAGGGAUCAGAAUUAUCUGCAUCGAAUGACAUGUCUCUUUUGUAUAAAUUUGCUUGCUGAGCCUUUAGGACAGGAUCUGACCACCAGGUUGAUGUUGCCCACAAUCAUCACCAUGGGAUCAGACCCCGUCGCCAACGUCCGAUUUAAUGUAGCUAAGACAUUACAGAAAUUAGCUCCUCAUUUAGAUCAGAGCUCCAUCCAGACUCAAGUCAAACCUUUGUUAGAGAAAUUAAAGGCAGACGGUGACAUGGAUGUCCAGUACUAUGCCUUGGAGGCAUUGGAGGGGCUCAAGUAACCAGGCUUUGACAUUGUUAUAUAGAGUAAAUAGGUUAACAUCAUUACUGAAGUCAUGGAGAAAAUAUUUUAUUCCUGAGUACCUAUUCGACUAUCAACUAAAUUAAAAAAUAAAUUAAUUCACUUCCAAAUAAAAAAAACAAACUGGAGUUGUUGACAAUUAUAAUUAUGACAUUCAAAAAGUUUUUUUUUAUUAAAGUAUAUUCCAUCAUAUUCAAAGAAUGCUAGAGGUUUUCUUUUGUUGUCAUUAAUUCUAGAGUAAAAUUAUUGUCUAGACUAUUCUAACUCCAGUCACAUCAGUUGUAAAAAUAAACCUUCUAUAAAACUAAUUAAUGUCAUUAAUUUCUAUGUAUUCAAAAAGUCAAGUCCUGAUCUGCCCAACCCUUCCUAUUGUAUUAAUAUCAUAGGCAUAGCCCUUACAUUUUUUGUAUGGUAUAGUCUCUCUUUAUUCUGUGUACAGUUUGUUUGUGUACAAUUUACUUGUGUAGUUUGCUCUUAUUGAGUGUUUUAGUUUGAUAUUCUGGUUUCAACACCCAAGAAGUGCAAACAAGAUGUUUGUCAGAUCUGCUCUGUACUAGGUACACUAUGAUAAGACUUAGAUAUUUUUUUUACCUUUCUUACAUUAUCCUAGGAUAUUUCAAUUUAAAGUACUUCUUUCUUUUUUUUAAUUUUGCUUUAAAAUCAAUUCAGAUUUUAAAAAAAUAAUCAGUUUUGACAUUAUAUUUGUUUCUCAUUGGAUUGAUAAUUUAUUUAGACUGUUUAUACAUUUUAUGUUGCUUUCAAUGCGAACAAUUUUGUCAGUUUGUAAAAUAAAAGUUUCAUACCAAUGAAGGGGUAGUGUUGGAUCAUUUUGUAUUUAUAAUUUACACAUUAUAGCCAGACAUAUCUCUUCUAAGAAGACACCUUCUAAUACAAGUACUUUGUAUAUUAUGAGCUGGCAGUGGGGCCAUUAGCAAGUUAUCAUACAUGAACUAGGAAUCUUUUUGGAUUGUAUUAUUGAGUGAUAGCUAAACUACUUUGUCUACUUGUACCUAAAGGUUAAUACAAUCUGUGUACUGGUAGUGCAGUGUUACUGCUUCUCUUUAUGAUGUGGUAGCCAUUGGAUAAAAUCCAUCCUCUCACUUGUAAUUGACUGGAGAUAACUUUUUUCUCUUUUGUUAUACAUGUUUUAAAAAAAUCACUGAAUUGUUUUGAAAGCACUUGCUAUCAAGCCCAUUGUGAGGAACAUCACAUUAGAACUACUCAUCCUUGUAUUUCUGUAAUACAUCUAAAUGUAUUUUUCAAAUCCUGACUUGUAACAAUACAUGUAUAAUAAACAUGAUAUCAAAGUCCUACAUCCAGCAUUGUCAGAAGUGUUUGAUCAUGUCACUCUUCAGAUCAUGUAACUGUACAUCUAGAUAUUUGGAAUAAAAUUAUGGCUGUUUC
This is a messenger RNA of Biomphalaria glabrata, 3262 nucleotides long. RefSeq names its product serine/threonine-protein phosphatase 2A 65 kDa regulatory subunit A alpha isoform-like. The transcript has 16 exons. Gene Ontology annotation, biological process: protein dephosphorylation. Gene Ontology annotation, cellular component: cytoplasm; protein phosphatase type 2A complex. The record is from RefSeq and is a predicted model, not a curated record. Lineage: Eukaryota; Metazoa; Mollusca; Gastropoda; Planorbidae. The coding region runs from base 57 to 1838 and encodes 593 amino acids. Gene Ontology annotation, molecular function: protein phosphatase regulator activity; protein binding.